Messenger RNA from Prunus mume (Japanese apricot), 1307 nucleotides. RefSeq names its product basic helix-loop-helix (bHLH) DNA-binding superfamily protein (gene FBH1). The record is from RefSeq and is a predicted model, not a curated record. Lineage: Eukaryota; Viridiplantae; Streptophyta; Magnoliopsida; Rosales; Rosaceae. Gene Ontology annotation, cellular component: nucleus. Gene Ontology annotation, biological process: regulation of transcription by RNA polymerase II. Gene Ontology annotation, molecular function: protein dimerization activity; RNA polymerase II cis-regulatory region sequence-specific DNA binding; DNA-binding transcription factor activity, RNA polymerase II-specific.
CCUUCUGUCUCCGUCUUUUUCCUCUCACCUCUCUUUCUCCAAAAUAUUGAAGCUUGCAAAAACCCUGAGCAGCAGCAGCAGAAGAGACAAAAACCCAAAAAGAAAAAAAAAAGUUACUUGGUAGCUAGCACAAGUUAGGGUAUUAUAAUAUUAACUGAUAAAUAUUAUAUAUAUAUGCACUAUAUAUAUAUAUAUAUAGUGGUGAAUAGUUUGAGUUGAAAGCUAGCCAAAGCAGAUGCAACGGGCAGCUGGCGGAAGCAGCAGUGGCGGCGGAGAAGUGAGUCGGGGAGGCGGGCUCGGCCGGUUCUGCUCGGCGCCGGCGACAUGGUUAGAGGCACUGCUUGAGGAGGAAGAAGAAGACCCAUUGUAGCCCACCCAGUGCUUAACUGAGCUUCUUGCUGAAAACACAGGAGCCACAUCAGUAGGGUUUGGUUCUACGACAGUGGAUCCAGUGUCGUAUGAAGCUGCCGCCGCUGCUGGAUUUCUUAGCCGACAGAACAGCUCUCCGGCGGAGUUUCUGGGGAGUUCGAACGACGGGUCGGAAGGGUAUUUCUCGGGGUUUGGAAUUCCGGCGCACCUCGACUUUGUGUCCUUGUCCCCAAAUAGCUCUUCUCCUUCUGCUAACAAGAGGGUUCGGGAGGUGAAAUUGGAGGAAGGUGGAUUGGAGGAUGCAGUGCCUUGCAGGGUUAGGGCCAAGCGUGGUUGUGCUACGCAUCCUAGGAGCAUUGCUGAAAGGGUCCGGAGGACUCGAAUCAGUGACCGCAUAAGGAAGCUUCAAGACCUUGUGCCCAACAUGGAUAAGCAAACUAAUACUGCUGAUAUGUUAGACGAGGCAGUGGAGUAUGUGAAGUUUCUUCAGAAGCAGAUUCAGGAACUUUCAGAGCAUCAGCGCAGAUGCAAAUGCAUAGCUAAAGAAUAACCAGAAGGUAUCCAAAAUGCGUUCUCCCCCUCCCAAUUCCCUAGUACCGUUUAGUUUUUAGUGUAAUUAUUAGAUUUAUUAAUUUCAGCCAAGGUUCAUCAUGGUGCUGGUAUGUUGAUAAUGGUUCCUAAGAGAAUACCCUGUAAUUUCGAGAUAUACUGUAUUGUGUGUUGCAUUCUUCUGCAAUAUUUAGAUGUAAUAGUGCCCAUACCUAGAGUCCAUGAUUUUGCACUUAGCUGCUUCCACUUGGAAAAGUUCAAUCAGUAAGAUUGUGGUUUCCACUUCAAAUGAAACAAAGUAUUGUUGUAGUUUUAAACUAGUAUGGCAAGAUUAUUAUUUUUUAUUUUUAGCAUGCUUUCAAUCAGCUUCCCCAAUUAUUAAUUUGUGA